This is a messenger RNA of Aspergillus tanneri, 1371 nucleotides long. RefSeq names its product SMP-30/gluconolactonase/LRE family protein. Bases 1 to 1371 code for a protein of 456 amino acids. NCBI's taxonomy places the organism in Eukaryota, Fungi, Ascomycota, Eurotiomycetes, Eurotiales, Aspergillaceae. The record is from RefSeq and is a predicted model, not a curated record. The transcript has a single exon.
AUGAGGCUUUCCAUCGACCAGCAUUUACACGCUAACCGGAAGAUGAAGCUCAUCAUCACAUUCACACUCAAUGCUGCUGUCGCGCUGGCCGUCGUUGUCCUGCAACGGCGUGACGAGCUGGGGCAACAGCAUCCUCUGGUCGACAGCUUUCAUCGUUCCCCAUACACCGCAACAACAGACGGUCUAGUUCGCCAGUGCAUCGCACCAGGCGUAGUCUGCAUUGACAAACACGGAGCCAACCUUCCCUAUCCCUUCUGGCGAGAUUCUCCGAACGGCACCUACGCCACGAACCUGGCAGACAUUGAAUUCAAAGGCGGCAGAGGCCAAGCCAAAUCGACCACCUGGGAGCAGGUAGAACAAGCGGACUUUGUCGUCUUCGACGAGGAACGUGGCCGAAAACUGCUCGGCGAGAACCCCAGCGUGGACUUCGUCUUUUCCGUCAAUCGGUGGGCGCUGCAUGAGGCACCGACGUUCGUGCCCGGUCUCCGCAAGAUCUUCUUCUCGGAGCUGUCGCCCAUGCUAGAGCAGUUCGUUAUUGAUCUAAAUGUCGACCCGCCGACCCUGUCUGAAUUCCAGGCGGAUCCCCCCAUCUAUGUGCCCAACGGCGGGUUCUACCACAACGGCCUGAUCUACUACUCCGUCGCCGGCAGCAGCGAGAAACACAAACAGCGGCCCGGUAUCGUCACCCUCGAUCCUUGGACGAAUAAGUCCUCCACGCUGCUGAACAACUACUACGGUCUCACCUUCACCGACUGCGACGAUGUCAUUGUCGACCCCGUUACCGGUUUUGUCUGGUUCACUGUUCCCUAUUACUCCUGGUGGCUGGAGGUGGCCGAUACCCCGCCGCAGCUCAAGUCGGCCACCUAUCGCUUCGAUCCGGCCACGGGAUCCACGGCCGUGGUCAAUGACGAGAUGCGCUCGCCGAACGGCAUCGCCAUGAGUCCUGACCGAAGACAUAUCUACAUCACCGACACCGAGGCUGCGGGUCAAUCGGCGCCGAUCUCCAUCGAUCUGCCCAGUCCCGGCGUGGCCGGCCUGCUGUUCAACACAACCGGCAAGCGCACCAUCUACAAGUUCGACCUCAUCGAUCAUGGACACGCCAUUGUCAACAAGCGUCCUAUCCACUACGACGCCAUCGGCACAGUGCCGGACGGUCUCAAGGUAGCCUGGAAUGGAUGGGUGGUGACAGCGAGCGGGAAUGGAUUAAGUGUCAUGGACGAGUAUGGGGAUAUGAUUGCGCGUGUGCAGAUCAAUUUCACUGUCAAUAACUUUGUCUGGUCGGAUGCGGAUGACUAUCGUGAGGUAUGGAUGGUUGGGCAGGGAGGUGUCGGACGUGUGAGAUGGGAUUUACAGGGCCAAAAAGCCGUUUGA